AUGACAAAGGUGCUUUUGACAGGAGGCUCGGGCUUUAUCGCCGCCCACAUCUUGGAGCAGCUGCUCGCCAAGGGCCACAGCGUCGUGACCACGGUGCGGACCGAGGACAAGGCCGCCAAGAUCCGCGAGGCCUACGCCGACAAGAGCGCCGCCGGGGAGCUGCAGACGGUGGUCGUGCCCGACAUCGCCAGGCUCGACGCCUUUGACGACGUGGUCAAGAUCCCCGGCAUCGAGGUCGUGCUGCACACCGCCUCGCCGUUCCACUUCAAGAUCUCGGACCCCAAGAAGGACCUCGUCGACCCGGCUGUGAUCGGCACGACGGGAAUCCUGAAGGCCAUCGCGCGGUCGGCGCCGGCGGUGCGGCGCGUGGUGGUGACGUCGUCGUUCGCGGCCAUCCUCGACGAGCCCAAGAUCUCCAACCCAGCCACCGUGUUUAGCGAGGCGUCUUGGAACCCCGUGACAAUCGACGACAUCUACCGCAGUUCGGCGACGGCGUACCGCGCGUCCAAGACGUUGGCCGAGCGCGCCGCGUGGGCCUUUGUGGCGGCCCCGCCGGCGGACAGCGUCGCCAAGUUCGACCUCGUCACCGUCAAUCCGCCCAUGGUGUUCGGCCCUGUCGCGCACCACCUGGCCAGCCUCGACGGGCUCAACACGAGCAACGAGCGCUUCCUCGACCUGCUGCGCGGCAAGUGGAAGGCUGGCGGAGUGCCGUCGACGGGCGCCGCCAUGAUCUGGGUUGACGUGCGCGACGUCGCGGCCGCGCACGUGCGCGCCGGCCUCGAGCUGCCGGCCGCUGGCGGCAAGCGCCUGUUCACCACCGCCGGCUCGUACAGCAACGCCGCAAUCGUCGACAUUGUGCGCCGCAACUUCCCCGCCGACGCGGCUAUCCUGCCGUCCGACGACCAGCUCGGCCCCGGCAAGCUGCCACCUGCUGAUCAGCGGUUCAAGGUCGACAAUGCCGCCACCACCGAGCUCCUCGGCAUCGACUGGAUCCCGUUCGAGAAGACGGUUGUUGACACGAUCAAGAGCCUGAAGGAACACGGCGCGUGA
Molecule: messenger RNA, 1050 nt
Organism: Lasiosphaeria miniovina
Lineage: Eukaryota; Fungi; Ascomycota; Sordariomycetes; Sordariales; Lasiosphaeriaceae
Exons: 4
Coding region: 1-1050 (349 amino acids)
Molecular function (GO): oxidoreductase activity, acting on the CH-OH group of donors, NAD or NADP as acceptor
Source: RefSeq, a predicted model, not a curated record